Messenger RNA from Cryptomeria japonica (Japanese cedar), 812 nucleotides. RefSeq names its product histone H4. Lineage: Eukaryota; Viridiplantae; Streptophyta; Pinopsida; Cupressales; Cupressaceae. Gene Ontology annotation, molecular function: structural constituent of chromatin; DNA binding; protein heterodimerization activity. Gene Ontology annotation, cellular component: nucleosome. The record is from RefSeq and is a predicted model, not a curated record. Gene Ontology annotation, biological process: nucleosome assembly. Bases 77 to 388 code for a protein of 103 amino acids. The transcript has a single exon.
UUCAUCAGUUCUGUUCUGGUUCAGUUGGAGAGCGCCGUUGAAGAGGAUUUUCUUUGUGAUUGAAUAGAGAGAAAAGAUGUCGGGACGCGGAAAGGGUGGAAAGGGGCUGGGCAAAGGAGGUGCAAAGAGGCACAGGAAGGUCCUGCGAGAUAACAUUCAGGGUAUUACCAAGCCUGCCAUUCGCAGACUUGCAAGGAGAGGAGGCGUCAAGCGUAUUAGUGGCCUCAUUUAUGAAGAAACCAGGGGAGUUCUCAAGAUAUUUCUUGAGAAUGUUAUCAGAGACGCCGUCACAUACACUGAGCAUGCUCGCAGGAAGACUGUCACAGCUAUGGAUGUCGUUUAUGCUUUGAAAAGGCAGGGCAGGACUCUCUAUGGCUUCGGUGGCUAGAAUUCUUGAUCCCCUUGUUCUAAUUCUAUGGUGUCUUUUGACACCACCGUUUAUUGGAAGUUUUUAGGCUCUGCUGUAGCCAGUAGCUUUGUGUUUUUGUAGCUUUUAUUUCCAGCCUAUUAGGGUUUGUGGUUGGGGAUUUUAAUGUUGGGGCCAUGUGUUUUGUAAUUUGUUAAUACUGCAAUUUGGAAAGUGUUCUCUGGUAAAGACUUUUAAUCUGAUAUGGUAUAAGAGAAUGAUUUGGUAUUAACAGGUUGGAUUUCGUUUUGUGAGCAGCCUGUUACAAUACAGACCAUUGCAGUUUGAUGUUUAAGAGGUAUAUUUGAUUUGGAAUUGUAGAUCUACUUGGCUUUGAGGUCUCAUUUGUGGAUUCUUGUAAUCUGAUUAAUUUAGGGAUUGAAUCAUCUUUUGGUUAGCCAUUGUA